AUGACAGGACUGCCACCCCCCCCACCGUACACAACAGGGAGCAACGCUUCAAACGAAGUAGAUGUGGACAGUGGGGCUGCUUCCAGCCCCUGGGCGCGCGGUCUACUCUGCCGGUUUGGUAUGCUGCUCACUAGCGCCGGUGGCUCAACCACAUUUAAUUUUUUUCCGGUUUUCGUUUUCGGGUUUUUUCGCCAGCCUGCCAAUCAGUACUAUCUGGACUCCGAGCUGUCAAAAAUGGGAAAGGUUCACGGCUCCCUCGCCCGUGCGGGUAAGGUCAAAAAUCAGACCCCCAAGGUGCAAAAGCAGGAGAAGAGGAAGCCCGUUACUGGCCGGGCGAAGAAGCGUCAGCUAUACAACCGGAGAUUUACAACCACACUGAACCGCAGACGAGGUCCGAAUGCCCAGUCCCCUUGA
This is a messenger RNA of Eimeria maxima, 414 nucleotides long. RefSeq names its product 40S ribosomal protein S30, putative. Gene Ontology annotation, molecular function: structural constituent of ribosome. Gene Ontology annotation, cellular component: cytosolic small ribosomal subunit; ribosome. The record is from RefSeq and is a predicted model, not a curated record. The transcript is spliced from 3 exons. NCBI's taxonomy places the organism in Eukaryota, Apicomplexa, Conoidasida, Eucoccidiorida, Eimeriidae. The coding region runs from base 1 to 414 and encodes 137 amino acids. Gene Ontology annotation, biological process: translation.